UGGCAAUGAAAAGGAAAGAAUCGUUACAAUGUCAAAGAUUAGGGCUAUCCAGCUUGUGUUUGGGGAAAGUGACAGUUCUUGAUCUUGUUAGAUAGAUCUAGGGGCCAUGGACUCCGACCAUAUGGGAACUGAUUUCCUUUUUUACUUUGUCAGCGAGACAGACAAGUCCCAGGAUCGAGGGCUUGAACUUAUCCAGUUUCGACAGACCUAUGGCGCAUAGAACUGAGAUUCGGGAACUCAGGGUGUUUGUAGCUACAUGGAAUGUCGGAGGGAGAACACCGAACAACGAUUUAAACCUGGAAGACUUCUUGCUCGUGGAAGGAACCGCAGAUCUGUAUAUCUGUGGGUUUCAGGAAAUCGUUCCGCUGAGUGCAGGAAAUGUGUUAGUCGUUGAAGACAACGAGCCUGCUGCAAAAUGGUUAGCCCUAAUAAGUCAAGCUCUGAACAAACCGAACGAAGACACAAACUACUCGAAUGCCACUUUCUCCGGAUCAAGAAUCACAAACAAGAUCUAUAACAGCUGCAUGGAGGAGUCGAAAUCACCGAGCAGUCUUAGUUUCUUCCAGAGGCCAAAUCUGAAGGUCCUCA
Molecule: messenger RNA, 588 nt
Organism: Tarenaya hassleriana
Lineage: Eukaryota; Viridiplantae; Streptophyta; Magnoliopsida; Brassicales; Cleomaceae
Product: type I inositol polyphosphate 5-phosphatase 5-like
Exons: 3
Biological process (GO): phosphatidylinositol dephosphorylation
Molecular function (GO): phosphatidylinositol-3,4,5-trisphosphate 5-phosphatase activity; phosphatidylinositol-4,5-bisphosphate 5-phosphatase activity; inositol-polyphosphate 5-phosphatase activity
Source: RefSeq, a predicted model, not a curated record